Oppiella nova is the source of this 1801-nucleotide messenger RNA. The record is from the annotation of a GenBank genome assembly. NCBI's taxonomy places the organism in Eukaryota, Metazoa, Arthropoda, Arachnida, Sarcoptiformes, Oppiidae.
GCCUAUCAUAUGAGUGGCAAGUGUUGAGACAAUAAGACAAUUGAUUUGAUUUCCUCAGAGUCUCCACACAUUUGAUCCCAAGAUUUAAUACCAUCGCUUAAGACACAUACCAUCGCCAGUCAUCACCGCUUUAAUCACUGUAUACACCGCUUAAUAAACUGAUAAUAACCGCAAUCGUUGGUCAUUCACACGCGCACAGCAUGUCAUCCGACGACAAGACUACCGGUGCUAUCGGUGGUGGUGUUGGUGGUCAUCAUCAGCCAUCGCACCCGCCAUCGGGAGGUCCGCCGAUAGCCGCCACCAAACCGACCGUCAAUAUGCAGACCAAACCUAAGAUAACGCAAGCGAUUAAUGGCAACCAAACGGCGCUAAAGACCCAAAACAACGGCACCGGUAGUCAGAACGGAGGGAACGGCUAUCGGGCGCUGAAGCCCGAGGGCUACGUAGGAGUGGACUCAUUGCCGGAACAGUUUGUGUCGCGUAUAGUGAGGGAUGGCUUCGGCUUCAAUAUCAUGUGUUUGGGACAGACGGGGGUCGGGAAGUCGACGCUAUUGGACAGCCUGUUCAACAUGAAGUUCCCGGACGUAAGCACUCGUAGCCAUAAUCUCAGUGCAGUCGACGUGACGGCGCAUAACUACGACCUCCAGGAGCGCAAUAUUAAGCUGAAGUUAGGUCUCAUUGAGAGUAAAGGCUUCGGCGAUCAGAUAAACAAAGGUGACUCAUACAAGUCAGUCGUGGAGUACAUCGACCAGCAGUUCGAGCGCUACCUUCAGGAGGAGCUGAAGAUCCACAGGAAUCAGUCGCCGGUGAACGACACCCGCGUCCACGUCUGUCUGUAUAUGAUAUCACCCGUCGGUCACGGCCUCAGAGCCAUUGAUUUGGUGACAAUGCGCUCAUUGGCCGCCAAAUGUAAUCUCAUUCCCAUAAUCGCCAAAUCGGACACAAUUACGAAACCAGAGUUGGAGAGACUGCGGGUGAAGAUCAUGUCCGAGAUUGUCACCAAUGGGAUCAAUAUCUAUCACUUCCCCACCGAUGACACAGACGUGGCUGACCUGAACGGCAAGAACAACGCUCUGUUGCCCUUCGCACUGGUGGCCAGUCAUGAGUUCGUACGGGUGGGCAGUAAGCAGAUGAGGGCCCGACAGUACCCGUGGGGCACCGUUCAGGUGGAGAACGAGAACCACUGCGACUUCGUGCGGCUCCGGGACAUGAUUUUGCGCAUAAAUAUGGAGGACUUGCGAGAGACCACUCACUCCCGUCACUACGAGCUCUACCGUCGCGUACGUCUGGAACAGAUGGGCUUCGGAACGGUGGGCACCGGAGACACCGCUAAAACCACCAGUUUUCAGGAGACCUACGAACAGAGACGGGCCGCACAUCUCACGGAACUGCAGCGCAAAGAGGAGGAGAUGCGACAGGGAUUUGUGCUCAGGGUUAAGGAAAAGGAGGCUGAGCUGAAGGAGGCCGAGAAGGAAUUACACCUGAGGUUCGAUAGGCUUAAGAAGCAGUCAACGGAGGAUAAGCGGCGCCUGGAGUUAGACAAACAGAAACUGGACGACGACAUCGCGGCGCUCAACGCCCGCAAACAAUCGGUGUUAGGCGGCGGCGCUAACCUAACACUCCAACAGUCAAUGCUCGGCAAGAAUAAGAAGAAGUAGAGCUACCGGUGCUCUCAAUGUCUCUCUCAAUGCUUCCUAACGUGUAGUAUAAUAAUACUUGAGCUCUGAAUACCGUAUUUAUCAGACAUUUUACAGUCAAUACAAAAAACUUUUUUACGAUUUUUUUCUCCGAAAACAAACUU